GGGAGCGCUGCCGUGCCCAUGGUGGGGCCCAGCGGAUCUCCGUUCCAACGAUCUCCUGCCGCUGCUAAACGGAUGUUGAGCCUUCCGUGUCUCCGGCGAUAUCGGACGGCUCUGCUCACUGUCAGACAUGGCGAUAUUCAUCGGUUCCCUCCCGGAUUCCACAUAAAGACGCUCUUUUAGUUGGAUUGCAAAUAUGGUAUCAGAGUGCCAGCAGAACUCUUUGACUCCCUUUUCGGAGACCAUGUUCCACAUCCUUCCAAUCUUCCCGGGAUCGUCUUCGAGAAUAUCGAAUGCGAGUAUGUGCUAUUGGGAUUACCGCUCGCUCGGUGCCAGUUGAAUGCACCGAAGAUCGGGACGCGAAGCAAUACGCUUCGUGGAGGGUGGUUAUUUGCUCUCUGGGCUGCGCGGCACGGAAGCCGAAAUUUUUAUGGAAAACUUACUCGGAAAAUUGGCGUCCACGGCAUUGAUGGGAUGGGCGGAUCUGCACUUAGUGUAUACUUUCUUGGAUUUCUUGGCGUUGUUGUGCAUUCUUGGACCUCCGACUAUCUAGUCCGAGAACCAAGAGUGCACAACAACGACGACUGACGUCUCACUUUUGGCCCCCUGGCGAUGUUCCGAUAUUCUGAGGGUUUUUGCAUUCAGUGUCACGAAGAUUGACACACUGCUUCCAUCUCCAACGCAGCUUCCUCUUGCUGUAGUCAGUUGGUGGAAGCGGGUUUUGUAGAUGGCUCUACCAUUCUUGGAGAGCCUGCGUCCACGCAGCGUUUUGGCUGCGUUAUUCUUUCUUUCUUGCGUUCUUUUCGUCAAUAUGCAGCUUCUUGAGUUAAUGAACAUCUGGUGCAAGCUUCUGCCUACCCUGUUGACAUCUUGCUGCACAUCCUUCUGAAUCUUGUUGGCCUCUAGCCGUAUUUCUUCUCACGCAAGCAUGUUCGCUCUGGGUUUCACUAUUAUGGCGGUGAAAGUUGUCGAGCGUAGGGAAUCUGAGGUGAAGGGAGGUCUCCCCACAUUGAUAAGUGAGCGCCGUCUUUCUAAAACCAUGUAGCCUUUUUCCCUUGUUCCAUCCCCUUCAUCUCGAGCCAAUGUCCAAUAGCGGGUCUUAUGGCGUUUCUACCUUGGUGCGAAUGACUUCGAAGUGUUCGAUGUUCAUGAUGGUAAAUUAUUCUCAAAACAUCCCCUGUUUUAUCCUUUGAUACCAUCUUUGUCCGGCUGCACUCUCGUUUCUUGAUUAAAUGAAGAACGAAAUGAGGCAUCACUCACUUUCAUUUUUAAUCCUCGUGGAUAACCUUUCUACUGCAGACUGACUCGCAAUGCUAUUUACAUCCUGUGAGCACGGGCAUUGACUCUUGGUAUGUAAAUAGCACACCAUGAUGUUCAUGAUGAAGUCUUUGCGUUACUUGUAGGAUAUCCUUGCCAUGUCUACAUCGUCCCAUACCUUCAUACCAUCCUGUUCUUUGCACACUUCCUUACCGAGCCUUGAGCACAUGUACUUUUAAGCCUUGGGAGUAAAUCAUGACUGGGAAACAAGUAAUAAUUAUAUUCCAGUAGGUGCUCAAGUAAAUUUCCCCCUGGGGCUCCGACCGGAAGAGGAAACAGAGAGGGUAAAGACGAUGGAACCCAUGCUCAAGGCCAGACAGAAGGCAAUGACGCAACCUUCUGGAAGAUGCAGCAAGAGUGGACUAAUAACCUCAACUCCAUGUGCUGCCCCAGACGUGCCCGGCCUUCCGCAGGGAUCAGUGACAGUCAGUCAGUCAGGCCGCCAACAAACAUUCAAUCUCUCCCACACUGCGGACCAGCCUUCGAGAGUCGAGCAGCAGUAAAAUAGUCCGGAGGCAACGAUCGCAUUCAUUCACCUUCUAUUCUAUGGAAGACAGCAGUACUGCACCGUCGUGUUACUCGUGUACAUGUCAAAAUAGUUCUGCUGGCUCUGAGCGUCUGACGCUCGUCCGACGAGACGAACUUUCUAAAGCGGGACACCAGCGAGGGCCGCGGGAGGAUAGCGGGAGUGCGUUUGGGUUCGAAAAGCAGCCGCUAAACUCUGUGCGUCGAGCCUCUCGCACAUUAUUUUAGCAGGAUAAGAGCUCUGUCGAGCCCGGCUGCGGCGAGGCAGUUAAAGCAGGGUGUAGGAGCAGAGGCAUGUCCUGCCCCGUAGAGGAGCGGUCCAGGACAAUACCGUUAGCAGCUAUUUACCUUGUUGAUAAAGAUGGGCGGAGACGCGCCACCCUCGCUCCGACCUGGGCGGACUCGGAGUCUACAUGAUCGUUCGUUCAGAUCAGCCGGGCCUGCGGCAGAGCGUGAGAGGUGGAUUCCAUCGCCGGGGAGCGCCACGGGAGAGGUCGUCGAUGCGGGACGAGGCGCUGUCGAGGAUGAAUGUCGACGACGGAUAGCUGUGCGGGACCUGACGGGCUGAAGCACGAGGAGGUCCGCUCGUGCGUCGGGGAUAUCGAUGGGGCCGUCCCCAUGUCGUCGACGAGUCAGCGCCAUGGUGCUGGGCGCGAUUUACCUGCUCGUCAUCUGCCUGUGCUGCGCAGUCUCGCGUGCGCAAGAGGACUCCGGGAACGCCGGGAACCAGCAAGAGUCGGAUGUUAACAGGGAUCUGCAGGCGCUGCUCCGGGUGAAGGAGAGUCUGGUGGACACUUCGGGCGUGCUCGGUUCCUGGGACCCCUCGUCCAGCACCCCGUGCAACUGGACCGGCGUAAUUUGUAGAGCUCGGGAUUUCGACUCGACGCAACCCGUGGUGGUUUCUCUCGUUCUUAGAAACUGCAAUCUCUCCGGCACCAUAUCUCCGGGCGUGGGCCAGCUGACCCACCUCGAGACUUUGCACCUGGGGAACAACUUCCUCACGGGCCCAAUACCUCCCGACCUCGGCAACUUGUCGGCUCUUCGACUUCUGGACGUGAGCUACAACUCACUGACGGGGAGCAUUCCGUCAACGCUCGGCCGCCUGGGGCGCUUGGAGGAGGCUAUCUUCGACGAGAAUGAUUUGACGGGCGCCAUCCCCUCAAGUGUGGAAAAUCUCGUCAGCUGUGCGUACUUCAGCGUGCAAGGCAACCGUGGCAUUGGAGGGCUAGUUCCAGCAGGCUUGAAGAUCGUGAGGGAGCUUAACCUACAGAAUACUCAGCUCCGCGGGCCCCUUGCAGAGGAUUUUUAUGACAUCAAUCUGGUCACUUUCCUGAACCUUAACAACUUGGACUUUUCUGGAUCCAAGGAGCCUGAUUUGAGGAGGCUGCCUAAUCUGAGAGGGCUGUACAUGAGGAACACCAGUCUCACCAAGGGCCCAAUUCCUUCUGGCUUGGCCAGUGCUUCGAGCCUUGAGGAGCUCGAUCUGUCACAAAAUAGUUUCGUGGACGAGAUCCCGCAGUGGAUAGCAAAUCUGCCCAACCUAAAGGUUCUCCUGCUUUCCAGCAAUGCGCUCUCCGGGCCCAUGCCCGAGCUGCUGGGACAAAACAGCGAGCUCUCGGUGCUGGAUGUGUCUCAAAACAGUCUGAACGGCACGGUGCCCCAAGGUUUAUGCAAUGGCGGAAGUCUGGAGACCUUGAAUUUGAGUGGGAACAGAUUGGAAGGCUAUUUCCCCCCACGUCUGGAAAAUUGCACCAGUCUCAUCCGCGUGAGCCUCGGUCGGAAUUUGCUGUCGGGAAGUUUGCCUGCUGGGCUCGGUCGGAGUGCGUCGAACCUGUCGACGUUGGACUUGGCUCGCAACGCUUUCGGGGGAAGCAUCCCGGGGGAAUUCGGAAUGCUCCAAAAACUGCUUGUGCUGGACCUCUCGGACAAUCGACUGUCGGGAACGAUACCUCCUCAAUUGGGAAACCUUCUUCGGCUACAGACGCUCGACCUUUCGUCCAACAUGUUGAAGGGCUCGCUGCCUCCGGAGCUGGCCAACUGCAAGUCGUUGGAGACGCUGCUUCUGCAAGGCAAUCUCCUCGACGGCCCGGCCCCAGUGAAGACCUUGAGCGGUUUGGUGCAGCUGGAGAGGCUGAAUCUCGCCGAGAACCGGAUGCAAGGGAGGGUGGAACCAGGAAUCGAGAGCCUGACACUUCUGAAGAGUCUCAAUUUCAGCCGCAACUCACUGAAUGGCAGCAUCCCCUCGGACUGGGGCAGUGUACAAUAUUUGGAAACGCUGGACCUGUCGAGGAACCAAUUCUCGGGAGGAAUUCCUGACUCCUUCAGCGGCCUGCUGUUCCUGCAAGCCAUCGACCUCUCAUUCAACCAGCUGGGCGGAACGAUACCCUCCUCGCUGCUGAACCUCGAGUCACUCCGGAGCUUGAAUCUGUCCUACAACAUGUUAUCCGGGACCGUGCCCGAGGGCCGCCAGGAGUGGCCGACGAGCUCCUUCAUAGGAAACGAGAAGCUGUGCGUGAUCGAUUGCCUCGCGGCAGCAUCGGCCACUCCGGCCCCACUGGCCAACGCGGGCCGGGGCGAGGGAGGGGGCGGGCUCAGCAAGGGCGCCGUGGCCGGAGCGGUGGUCGGGAGCAUCGCCGGCGCAGCGCUGCUCGCGGGGCUGAUCAUAGCGCUGUGCAUGCAUUGCUGCACGGCGCAGACGGCCCUGCUCGGGCGAGCGCAGUCCAUCCGCAGGAAGACGCCCGCCGUGAAGCCGUUCCUGCUGCCGGAGAUCUUCAAGGGCUUCUCGUACCCGGACAUCAUGGAGGCCACGAGAAAUCUGAGCGAGGACAACGUCAUCGGCCGAGGCGGCUACGGCACCGUGUACCGAGGCGACUUCCCGGCCGGCAUGACGUGCGCCGUGAAGCAGAUGGUGCUGGAGCAGGAGUCGUCCCGCAGCAGCUUUCAGAACCACCUGCGCGAGGUCGAGAUCGCCGGCCAGACGCGCCACAAGAACAUCGUCAGCCUCGUCGGCUUCUGUCAGAAGGGCGACGAGACGCUCAUCGUCUACGAGUACAUGCCCAACGGGAGCCUGGGCGACGCCUUGCACCGACGAGGACGUAGAGGGACGUACGAUCAAGGGGCGACGAUUGCCACGGGGAAAGGCGACAAGCUCAACUGGAGAACGCGGUUCAACAUCCUCUGCGGUGCGGCUGGAGGGCUGGAGUACAUGCACAACGAAUGCCGGCCGCAGGUGCUCCAUCGCGACAUCAAGAGCAACAACAUUCUGCUGGACGCCGACAUGGACGCUCGCAUCACCGAUUUCGGGAUGGCCAAAAUGGUUGAAAAUGCCGGCGUCUCCAUUCCCAACAUGGCCCUCGUCACGGGCUCUGCCGGCUACCUCGCUCCCGAAUAUUACCGGAAUAUGAGGAUCACGGACAAGAGCGACGUGUACAGCUUUGGGGUCGUAAUAUUGGAGACAUUAACAGGAAUGUAUCCCACGGAAAAUGCUACGGUUUCAGAUGAUUUUAGUCUAGUGGAGUACGUGAUCACCACUCUUCGUCAGGAAGGCGUUUUAGAGGCGAUUCUGGACACCGCUUUGCAAGAGGAAGUGAUCGAGUCGCAGGAUGUGGAAGAGCAGAUGACGUUGGUCUUGCAAAUCGGGCUCCUGAGCACUGUGGAAGAUCCGCCACAGCGUCCGUCCAUGAGAGAGGUGGUAGAAAUGUUGGAUUACUCCAAGGGUGAGCACGGCAAAGUCCGUGUGCCGGACUUGGGUGAUCUCUUGCAGGAUUUGGCGGCAUCACCGGCCAUGUCACCCAGUCAUUCGUAGCAUCUGGCAAAGGUUGCCGCACCAGUGUACAGUGUACAUUAAGAAGGUUGGACAUUCCUGAAUUCUGCUCGAGCGAUGGGUAGAUCGACGGGCGCGCAUCCCAAAAUCGUGCCGACAGAAUACCUUUUUUCGUCGUCUCCGAAACAUGUCUACACACUUCGUGCUACUGGAUUCUGUAGAACGGUCACUAACCCGGACAACGCUUUGAAAUCCUAUUCUUUAUUACCUCUGGUCUUGGCCAGGGCCAGAAAGAGAGUCAAUAUUUUCAUACAUUGACUAGUUACGUAUCAUUCUUUUGGAAAGAGGCAUCAAGUGUAUCGAAUGGGACCUGAUACGACCCUUUUUCCAGUGCUGUACCGUACCAUACAUCACUUUGGUCAGCACAAAGUACGAGUUUUGUUAUCGUAGACUCACAUGAAAAAUUGGUCAGAUACUACUCCGCUACGAAUGGAUCUGAGAAACAAAUUCCCCUGUUUUUUUGUACAGCUUGCCAUUGCAAUCAUUUGAACGAUUCAAUCGAGGAAGGG
Marchantia polymorpha subsp. ruderalis is the source of this 6171-nucleotide messenger RNA. Lineage: Eukaryota; Viridiplantae; Streptophyta; Marchantiopsida; Marchantiales; Marchantiaceae. The record is from the annotation of a GenBank genome assembly.